UGUGCCGUUACUCUGGCAACGUUUGGUUUCUUUUGGUUGUAGCCGUUUAGCUGGCUUGUCAAGUUGUCAAAGAUUGUAAAACAUAUCAAAUUUAAUGCCAAAAAUAAGUUCAGACACGCUAUGGGAGCAGGCUGCGGCGGAGGUCCACAGGCGGGAGGCUGAGGGUGGGGGGGAGGACGGAGGAGAGACGGUCAGCGAGAGGACCGUGUUUCUGAUGGGGAGCAAGGCCGGGGGUAAAACGUCCAUUCUCCUUAGAUGCCUCGACAGGGAUGAACCAUCUAAGCCAACACUAGCACUGGAGUACACUUUCGGAAGACGGGCCCGAGGACACAACACACCCAAAGACAUAGCCCACCUAUGGGAGCUAGGAGGAGGGACCUCUUUGUCAGACUUGGUCCAGAUCCCCAUCACUCCUGUCAGCAUCAGGUCUCUCUCUGUCAUCCUCAUUCUGGACCUGUCCAAACCCAACGGCCUGUGGGUAACCAUGGAAAAGCUGCUUCAGGCAACACAAGCUCAGUUGGAGAAAGUCUCGUCCCAGGCACAACAAGCACAGAAAGCCAAACCUGGAGCCAAACACCAUAUGCCUGUCCGCUCAGCAGCACGGGUGUUACCUAAAGACUAUCCUGACAGAGAGCUGAUCAGUCCCUUUCCUGUUCCUCUGCUCAUCAUCGGUAGCAAAUAUGACACCUUUCAGGAAUUUGACUCUGACAAGAGGAAAGUGGUUAGUAAAACACUGCGUUUUGUUGCCCACUACUACGCAGCCUCUCUUAUUUUCACUAGCAUCAAGACAGAAAGCCUAAUGUCAAAAACCAAGAGCUUCUUCUCCCACCUGGCCUUCGGUCUGGACAGAGGGAAAAGUGUGUCCUGUGACUCUUCCAAGUCUCUCAUCGUUCCAGCAGGCUAUGACUCCUUCAGCCAAAUAGGUUCCCCUCCUACUACUGAUGUAGACAUUACUACUCUGCAUGCUAAAAACCCAAAGGACCUCUGGAAGAAAGUCUACGAGCGUGUCUUCCCCCAAGAGAAUACCAGUGAGCAAAGGGAACUAAAGGAUCCAGCCAAAGACCCACAGUACAGUGAGCCUCAGAUUGAUGCCAUGAGAGCCCAAAAAGACCAGGAGUUGGAUCAGUAUAAAAGGGAUGCAGCUAAGUCAUGGAAAGGACUGGAGCUGGAGACAUGAGACACUCAGCAUUACGGCUUUUCUUUAUUUAUUUCCUUUGGUUCAUUGUGUCUUUUUUUAAACAACAAAACUACAUGUAUACCAUACCAAUGAUAAAAUUGUGUUCUAAAAAUAAACAAUUUAACAUUA
Messenger RNA from Perca flavescens (yellow perch), 1306 nucleotides. It is a transcript of the gene dync2li1, whose product is annotated as dynein, cytoplasmic 2, light intermediate chain 1. The transcript has 13 exons. The coding region runs from base 95 to 1177 and encodes 360 amino acids. NCBI's taxonomy places the organism in Eukaryota, Metazoa, Chordata, Actinopteri, Perciformes, Percidae. Gene Ontology annotation, molecular function: dynein heavy chain binding. Gene Ontology annotation, biological process: intraciliary retrograde transport; intraciliary transport involved in cilium assembly. Gene Ontology annotation, cellular component: ciliary basal body; cytoplasmic dynein complex; axoneme. The record is from RefSeq and is a predicted model, not a curated record.